Molecule: messenger RNA, 342 nt
Organism: Symbiodinium necroappetens
Lineage: Eukaryota; Dinophyceae; Suessiales; Symbiodiniaceae
Source: the annotation of a GenBank genome assembly
GUGUGGGACGUUGGUGGGCACGACAAAAUAUGCGCCGUGAGGCGGCAACACUACCACGGCACGAAGGGGCUGAUAUUCGUGGUUGACAGCCACGAUCAUGCUCGCAUGCAGAAGGCCCGCGAGGAGCUCAACAAAAUGUUGAGGGCGGACGAACUGCGUAAGGCGGUAGUUUUGGUUUUUGCCAACAAGCAGGAUAUGCCGAAUGCAAUGACCGCAGCAGACGUCACGGAAAAGCUCGGGCUGAACGACCUGCACCAUCAGUGGUUCAUCCAAUCUGCCUGCGCCACAACGGGAGAAGGCUUGCAUGAGGGAUUGGAUUGGCUUUCCCGGACCUUGUGCUGA